Anneissia japonica is the source of this 1055-nucleotide messenger RNA. RefSeq names its product cytochrome c, testis-specific-like. NCBI's taxonomy places the organism in Eukaryota, Metazoa, Echinodermata, Crinoidea, Comatulida, Comatulidae. Bases 111 to 449 code for a protein of 112 amino acids. The record is from RefSeq and is a predicted model, not a curated record. Gene Ontology annotation, biological process: mitochondrial electron transport, cytochrome c to oxygen; mitochondrial electron transport, ubiquinol to cytochrome c. Gene Ontology annotation, molecular function: electron transfer activity; heme binding. Gene Ontology annotation, cellular component: mitochondrial intermembrane space. The transcript is spliced from 3 exons.
GUCAUAUCGACGCAUGCGUCAUUCUAUUUCUGUAGGCACGAUUGUACCGGCGUUCGGUUUCUGCUUCUGAAAUUUUUAAACAAAUCUAUCCUAAAACAUAAUAUACUAUAAUGCCUGAAGAGAAAAUUCCAGUAGGUGAUCCAGUAAAAGGAGCAGCGAUCUUCAAGCAGAAAUGCACGCAGUGCCAUGUAAUAGACAACUCUGGCAAACACAAGCAAGGCCCCAAUCUCAAGGGCUUGUAUGGACGAAAGACUGGUCAAGCAGAGGGCUUCAGCUACACUGAUGCCAAUAAGAAUAAAGGCAUUGUAUGGACCGAAGAAACUUUAUGGGUAUAUUUAUUAAACCCCAAGAAAUAUAUACCAGGAACGAAAAUGGUCUUUGCUGGACUCAAAAAGAAGGGUGAAAGAGCAGAUUUGAUUGCAUAUUUGAAGGAGGAAACAUUAAAAUAAUGAAUGAAUUCUUGGUGAGAGAUGAGGGGAAGAAAUAGGAAUAUAGUGAACAUUUUUACAUUUGUAGUCACAUGACAUCAACAGAUACUUUGCAGCAAGAGUUUUAUUCAAUAAUUGCAUGUUCCUAUUUGUUGAAGUGUAAUUCGUAAAAAAUGUACUAUGUCGGUCCCCAUGGCGAUCAUUAAAUACUGGUAUAUAGCAUAGGAAAAGUCCACCUGUAAAUUUGUGUGUUUACUUAUAUUGUGCUGUUUUUCGGUGAACUUCAGUACAAGGAAUUACAUUUAAUAUAAUGAAGAGAAAUGCAAUAUGAAUUGUAGGUAUGGAAUUUGUGAGUGCUAUAUUAAGACCGAUGUUUAGUCUACAAUUUUGAGAGUGUGUCUACUAGGAUGCUGUGUAUAUUGAUAAUUCUAACGUUAUUUGUCAAAUAUAAUGUAAUAAAAAUUCAUUCAAAUUGUUUGUCUUGCUGUACAGUAUGCCUGGAUCUUGCUGGCUGCAUUGUGGCAAUAUUGAAGUAUGUAUGAUUGUUGAUUUUUUUCUUUUCUCUUGAUUUCACCUCAUUGGAUUGUUGUUAUGAAUAUAAAGUUUAAUAAAUGAGUUAAAAUUAUA